Molecule: messenger RNA, 1487 nt
Organism: Ruditapes philippinarum (Manila clam)
Lineage: Eukaryota; Metazoa; Mollusca; Bivalvia; Venerida; Veneridae
Exons: 7
Coding region: 97-846 (249 amino acids)
Source: RefSeq, a predicted model, not a curated record
CGAUCGUUCUCUACAGUGAAUUAAUACUUGUUUGGUUUUUUUCUUGUUUAAUUAAGUUGAUAUAUCUCGCGUUCGUGAAUAACGUGAAUAAUAACUAUGCCAUAUAAAAAUGUGGUUGCCCAAUACGAGCCUCUAGAAGACAAAGGAGAGUUUAAAUUACGGAAGACGGUUUUCCUCGGCUACACGGAUGUAGCGGCAGGUGGCAUACGAGCUCUGCUUGGCAUCAACAUGAAGAAAGAGUUUUUAACAAUAGAUAUCCCGGAACUGGGUGAUGUAAAAUUAGCGGUAGAAAGCACGGAGAAAUUAGACCCGAGGGAUCAGCCAUAUGCACCUUUUCAAAUCUGGAAUCUUAAAUAUGAACUGUUUUCUGUUAUUCUAGUCAACACCAAACUGAAAGCAGACAAAUGCCACUAUGUAUGCUCCAAAAUAAUGGAUUUAUGCACUCGAUGGUGUGUAGAUAAGCUGGUUGUUCUGAGUGCACUAAGGUUAGAUGUUUCCAUGGAUAAUAUUUCUGAUAUAUAUGAAACUGUCAUAAAUGACAUGCCACUUACAAAAUGUCCGGAACUUUCCGGGGAUACCAGGAUGAAUGACCCAUUUCUGAGUACAUUAAUACAAAUGGUACAAGUUGAAUACAUACCGACAUGCUUCCUGUUAAUACCUGCCCACAGGGCGUGUCUUGGUGAAGCACGUGAAACUGACGGCAGUAAACAGGUGAUUAAGACAUUUCAACAAACCAUCAAUACAGCAACGAAAAUAAGCUUUGAUCAGGAGUUUAGUAAUAACUUGAUAUACAAGGGAGAUAAUGACCAGAAAGAUUCCAACAGUGUCUCAAUGAUCUACUCGUGAAGAUGACCGCCAUCAUAUUUCGUGACUUCCUUCAUGUCCUUGGCAAAGAUUGGAAUAAUAAACUGAAAAGUCUAUAAUGUCUUAUUGCAUUGUAAUGCAAUUGUUAACAGUGCAUUCCUUGCAGACAUUUUGAGAUAUCAGCAAAAUGUUAUCAUAAAAUGGUCUUAUUAUCAUAAGAGUUCCACAACUUAAAAACAUAUAAUUUGAAAAUCUUACAUAAUUGUAAAUCAAAUGGGACAGUAAAUCCCAGAAAUAUGAGAAAGAUAAAGAAAUAUGUACAGUAUUAAAUUGAAAAUAGACGUUUAGUGUGAAUCUUUGCUCAAUUUUCACUUGAAUUAACUUGAAAGGUUUUCAUUUUCCACAAUAAAAAAGAUUAUUUUGUAAAAAGCAAUGCCAGUGAAUUAAUGUUCAGAAAUUUUGCACACAUUUUAAUGAUACACACCUUCACCAAAUGGUAUAAAAAUCUUGAAAAGAUAUGUCCAGUCCUGUCUAGCAAAAAAAACCUCAGUGGAGUCGCUCUUAUGAAUUUGUAUACAAUAAAUGCCAUUUUUUUUUUUAUCUCAUAUCAAUAAAUUUGUUAACAUGAAAUCUAAAUGAGUAUGCUGUCGUACUAUGUUAAUAAAAUCAAUAUCUUGUAAUCA